GGCGCCGGUGUGGCCUUCGCCCGCAAAUACUUGGGAACCAACGAGAUCUGCUUGGCCUUGUACGGCGACGGUGCGGCCAACCAGGGCCAGGUGGCGGAAGCUUACAACCUGUCGGCCCUGUGGAAACUACCCUGCGUUUUCAUCUGUGAGAAUAACCGCUACGGAAUGGGGACAGCCACCGAGAGGGCAGCAGCCAGCACCGAGUACCACAAGAGAGGCAACUUCAUCCCGGGGCUGAGGGUGAACGGAAUGGACAUCCUCUGUGUCCGCGAGGCGACCAAGUUCGCGGCUCACUACUGCAGGUCUGGGAAAGGGCCCAUUUUGAUGGAACUGCAGACCUACCGAUAUCAUGGACACAGUAUGAGCGAUCCAGGGAUCAGUUACCGUUCGCGAGAAGAAGUUCAAAACAUGCGAAGCAAGAGCGAUCCGAUUAUGCUGCUCCGAGAGAGAAUGAUAAACAACAACCUGAGCAAUGUGGAGGAAUUGAAGGAAAUCGACGCGGAUGUGAAAAAAGAAGUCGAGGAGGCAGCCCAGUUUGCUACAUCUGAUCCCGAACCACCUUUGGAAGAGUUAGCCUAUCACCUCUUCUACCACAGUCCGCCUUUUGGAGUGCGUGGUACAAAUAAGUGGAUCACGUAUAAGUCCGUCAGUUAG
This is a messenger RNA of Cricetulus griseus (Chinese hamster), 654 nucleotides long. Lineage: Eukaryota; Metazoa; Chordata; Mammalia; Rodentia; Cricetidae. The record is from RefSeq and is a predicted model, not a curated record.